Messenger RNA from Lytechinus variegatus (green sea urchin), 5181 nucleotides. RefSeq names its product protein pygopus-like. NCBI's taxonomy places the organism in Eukaryota, Metazoa, Echinodermata, Echinoidea, Temnopleuroida, Toxopneustidae. The record is from RefSeq and is a predicted model, not a curated record. Bases 132 to 824 code for a protein of 230 amino acids. The transcript has 3 exons.
UUACAUCCAUUAUAGUUUUCGACGCGGAUAUUUUCCAGGCACCGGAUAAGGUUAAAUGAUGUUUGUAAACGCUUAAAUUAUGAGCUUAACGUCUACAAUUGCCCAGCAUCAUUUCUUCAACUAGCUGCCUGAUGCCAAGAGAAAAAAAGACUACCAAAAGACUCCGCACUGCAUCAACAGACAGUGAACGUGAGAACACUGAUAGCAGUAAGGGGUCGUCCACAAGCCAACCACCAAGCCCCACCAAGAAACGCAAGAAACCUCCCGGCCUAAAGGGGCCUGGGAGUGGUUCUGGAGGUGGCAACCUGGCUCCCCCACCUACCCCAAGUGGUGACAACAUCGUAGCCUCCAACCCGUUCGAGGACGACCCGAGCGGCGCCACUGCAACCGCUCGGGGUCUCAACCUACUAACGCGCCGCCUCGGCCGCACAGCGGCCAUGAACAAUCAGUUUGGACCUUACGGCAACUCAUUUCAUCACCAGCAUGGUAUGCCACCAGGUGGUGGUGGCGGUGGAGGUGGUGGACCUUACCCUAACAACAUGGCCAACAGUCACAACUCCAAUGGCCCCAUGCCUCCCAUGAUGUACAAUAACCCUCAAACUCUUUUCCCUUGUGGGAUCUGCCAUCAGCAGGUCCAGGAUUCGGAAGAUGCAGUGAUCUGCGUCAGUAGCUGCCAUACGUGGUUCCAUCGCAUCUGCACGGGUAUGACGACGACGGCCUACACGCUCCUCAACUCCGAGCAUGCGGCCGAAUGGGUUUGCGAUCGGUGCGUACGGGAGAAGAAGAUUCCCUUGGUCCGGCUGAAGACACAGCCAAUCACGUAGAGCUACGCUUUCUUGCUUAUGUUUUGUAUAUAUUGGAUUAUCACCAGAGGCAUUGUACAUAUCAGAAUGCACUGAUCUGUUAAUGCCCAUUGCACAUAGGUAAUAUGAAUUUUAUAUCUAUGUGUAUGCUUGUAUGCUUUGAAAGCAAUUGUUUUUACCAACAAUAUUUCAAAGGAAUUCCCAUACCUUCCUCUGCUUAGUCAAGUAGCAUUUGAAGUUACAUUAUUGGCAAAGGAUUCUUCUUGGGCAUUGAUUAGUGGAGGACAUAAUGUAAAUUCUAAUGAUUUAUGGUAUUAAUUGAUGAAGUGUAAUUGUGUUGAAAUUUGUAGGGUCAUGAAAUUUCUUUUAAACGACCGAAUACAUGUGCGAAUUCCUCUUUUUGAAACAAUAUAUGUCUGUGUAUUUAUUAUAGUUUUGUGACUUGGUGGUGAAUAAAGAGGCUCUCCACAUCGCUUCUUUAUACCCCAUCAUCAUCACCUGCAUGUAUGGAGUGAUUUCAGAAUGGCUAUAAUAAAGAGUGUAUGGAAGAACCUCUAUAUGUGCAUUUACAUUGAUCAAGUUCUUUGAGCCAGGAUCAGCAUUUUGAAAUACUUGUAUUGUAGUUCAAGUAUGGCUACAUCCUUGAGCCUUGCACAUUUUGUCUAAAUACUGAUCUGGGCCCCAGAACACAAAGUUGAGAGCGAUAAUAAUCGCUAAUUUGAAAGAACAAUUCUGAUUGGUUCCUAGUCAGUCUACUGAGUGAAUUGCACAUGCAACGAUGAGCUUGAUAGGCCACUUCAUUUAGUGAUUAAUCACUCACCUUUGCGUUACCAGGCCCUGGAUUGGUUGAUAAUGAAACAAAGUCAAACCUAAUCACUCACAUUUUAGCUAUUAAUAAACAAAAACAAUCGUACUGCCUUGAAAUAUAAGGAUGAAUGUAGCCUUGCUAAUGACCUGCUGACUUAAAAAUCGAGUAAGAUAUCUCCUCUUAAGUACGUGUUCACGAACGUAAUAUAUACGUAUUUGUAGUUAAAGGUCGAGGCCAUCUCAACAUUAAGUUGACUUGAAUAACUAGAGAAAACUCGAUCCUUACACAUCACAGAAUGCAAUGAGUGUACAAAUUAAGUGAACCCAUUUACAUUGCAGUAUUUUGUCUCGAGUCCUAUCCUUGAAAUAACCGCAAAAUAGGACUUGAAAGGAGAAAAUUACCCCCCCCCCUCCUUCCAGUUAAGGAUUAAAUAUGCUUCAGGUACAUGUUUAAUCGCUAUUCAUUUUAUGUAUUCUUGUGAUUUAGAAUCUUAAUCUCUUAUUUAUUUUAAGUCAUUGUUAAUAGCUCUUAUGGUACGUUAGUAAUUAAAAUUAGGCAAACUAAUAAACGUGGGUUGUUUGGACAGGAGACAAAAGACAGAACUUAUGAAACAAUUUAGAAGUGAUCAGUAAGUCUUACAUGAGAGACAAUUAAAAAAAGAUAUAUAAAAUCAAAUGCAUUGUUAAAAUUAAAAAAAAGAAACAAGCAGUGGUCAGUAUUGUACUUUUAAUCUGAAAUAAUUUUGAUAAUGUCAUAUUAUUGUAAUUAGAUAUUCUCUUCUUUUUGUGAGCAUUUGAACCCUAUCAAUUUCUUUCACUCAUUGAAAGUAGAAAUAAAUAUUUGAAAUACGAUAAAUGCCAAAUUAAAGUGUCUUCCCACAACGAUGUAAAGAUGAUUUAUUGUGAACAAGUUACAAGAAUGUAUUUAGCUUUUAGUAGUGAGGCAUAGCCAAUUAGCCACAUUGCAGUAUGUUUGUUUUGAAGUAAAUUUGUCUUUUAUACUGUGAGCAUUUUUCUUAUCAGAAAUUUAAAAAAAAACGACACAAAUAUCAUGUUCUGUAAUAUUUGUCAUUACAUUUUUCUAAAAUCUCAAAAAAUGGCUAGAUCUUUUAUGAAAAGAAAUUUUGACUGAUGAUAUUCAUAUUUUGUCUUUGACAGUUUUGAACUCCCAAACCACAAGAGGUUGCACUGUAAAGGCCACCGCACACCUUACAACCCGACUGGUCUGCGCCUGGCUUACAACUGAGUGAGGGGAGAUGAAACGUAAGGUGGUCAUAAGCCUCGACACGGCACACCUUGCGAUCCGAUCUGCGACUCAUUCAUGCGCUUUUUGCUUUUUGGCAGAGCAACUGAGAAAGUGCACUUACUACUGCGUAUGCGCGUUAUUGAUCAUAAUACGCGUCGUGCAACUCUACUGUCUGAUUGGCUGGAAGUUGGAUUGAGCUUGUGAUCCAGUCAUAAGGAGUCGACAUGUCAAAUCCUUCCGAUUUUCCUUGCGACUUGUCUCUGACCGGUCUGUGACGCUCAAGCUGAAAAGAGCUGUGACGUCACAUCUCCCCUCACUCAGUCGCAAGCCAGUCGGCGACCAGUCGGGUCGUAAGGUGUGCGGUGGCCUUAAGAUUCUAUGUAAUAUUGUCAAAUACAUACUGCACUAUAAAACUGAGGAUUAGAAUACCUUAACUAUGUUAAGAGAAUCUUCACCUGCCUAUUGUCAAAAUAUGCCAUGAAAAGCAUUUAUAUUGCAAUGGUUUAUAUUAAAGUACUUCUCAGAUAGUCUAAUACCACAUGGGCUUGACCCAUUCAGUCCACUAUUAAUUCGGUCUAAUUGUCGUUCAGUCAAAUACCCAUUUAGUCUCAUUCUCAGAUAGUCUAAUUUACAUGUUGUCUAAUCGUUUUGGUACUUCGUCAAAUGAAUUUUGAUUUGUAAACAGUUAAUUUAAUCAUAUAGACUAGUUAGAACAAGUUGAUUAUAGACAAAAUUGUGAAUGGGCUAUAAAAUGGCACUUGGACCGAGUGGUUAGGAGAUGAACUGAAAUACUGUAGAGGAAUUUGGUUAAGACCAAGUGGGAUAAGAUCUGUUGAAAUGUAGGCAAAGUGGUAAAUGUCAAAUGGUCAUUUAUGAGAAUAAAAUGGUUUGAGUCACCUUUGAAAAGACCACUUUGGCAGAAUAUCAUUUCUGUACAAAUAAGGCAGUAAAUGCAAAUCAAACUUCCCAGCAUUUAUUUUACUCACACCAGAGCAAGUGCAUUAUUUGUUUUAUCAAAUAGUUGCCCAGAACACAGGUCUUUAAAAGGUCUUAUGUUUUUUUUUUGUAUUCUGUCUGCUGGAGCAUGCAUGUCACUUUUCCGGGCACACCUGUUUGCAAUGUACAAAUUAAUUAAAAUGUCACGUGACAUAUUUCAACAAUUUGGAAUGCUCAAAAUAAAAUGCCUUUUUUAUAACUAAUAAUGCACCUCUUACUGGUUUUACUUCCAGUUUGCACAGUAAUGAUAAAGCAUAUUGAUGCACUGUGCAUUCAAGCAGAACUUAAUUUUCUUCAACCAUACUAGAAUUCACUUUUCAAGAGAUAGCCCUCUUCUUACUGAUUCAUGAGUAGGGAUUUUAUUUAUUAUCAUUGUGGAUUUGCCUGAUAUGAAAUGUUUGAUUCACUUUUUCUGGAAAAUAGGAUUUUGGACGAUAUUUCUUUUUGUGGUUUAUUUAAGUUUUAUUUGCUGUUGCCUAUGGAAUAUUUAUUGUAAUUUAGGGAACUGUAAAUUAAUGAUGAAAUUAUAUUGACAUUUUGUUUCCUCUUAUAAUAUAAAAGUAUAAAAUCAUGAAAGUUUUUGUAUUCAAUUUGAAAUGAAGUAGAAAAAAUCCUCAUUUUUUUUGGAGCCCUUGGAUGUGUAUGUAGAGUGUUUAAAUGAAGUGGAUCAGAACAUUUUUUUGUGUGUGUGUUUGUCACAACAUUUUUACGAUAUUUUUGGUAGCAAAUGACGACACCAAAUUUGGCAUAAGGCAUGGGGACCUGAGGCAUGGUUCAGAACUAUUCUUGUAACCAGGCCAAAAUACACCAGUUUCAUUGCGACCAAGUACAUGUACGUAUGCUUGCGGCACAUCCUAACCAAAUUUGGGACAUGGUUUUUUCAUGCCAAAAUGUGAUAUCCAAAGCACAGAAAUAAAAAGAAAAGUGUUCUAGAGCAUCAGAAUUUGAAUGCUCUAUUUAAAGGACUUUCACAAUUAGUUGUGCAACUAUUUGCUACAAUGUAUAUUUUGUACAUGAUCACAAUAAUCGCAAAUAGUUGCAUGACAGAUUGUGAGACCCGCUUUUGAAUCAAUAAACACAUACAGUAUUUAUUUGUGUUGAUGAGAUAUGUUACAGUUUCAUGUUACAUUUGCUAAUGUUGAAAACAUCCCCUCUUUCAUUUAAUUUUUUAAGGCUAUACAUUUUGUAUUUAUAAUCAUGGAACCGACAAUUUUGAAGAAACAUGCUCAAAUGCAAAUUUGUCAGUCGUGACUGUCUAAGUUAUCUUUGUAUAUUGUACAGAGUAUUGAAAUUCUUAUGAGGUUUUGAAAUUACAACUUUGACAAUUAA